This is a messenger RNA of Falco peregrinus (peregrine falcon), 7662 nucleotides long. RefSeq names its product hydrocephalus-inducing protein-like. The record is from RefSeq and is a predicted model, not a curated record. Bases 1 to 7470 code for a protein of 2489 amino acids. Gene Ontology annotation, biological process: axonemal central apparatus assembly; cilium movement. The transcript has 41 exons. Gene Ontology annotation, cellular component: axoneme. Lineage: Eukaryota; Metazoa; Chordata; Aves; Falconiformes; Falconidae.
AUGCAGAACGAGAUUAGGGUUUUUGAUGUCCUGCCACUGUACGGCGUGCUGCCGCCGGGCAAGAGCCAGCGCGUCACAUUCACCUUCGUUGGCCGCACAAACAUUGCUGCCCGUGUCACGGCGCUGUGCAGUGUGGAGGGAGGCCCGACCUACGAGAUUGCGCUGAGUGGGGAGGCUUCGCUCAUCAACUACUUCCUUGACAUGACGGAGAUCGACUGCGGGCUGCAGCUGUUUAACAAAGUCAGGGAAGCGGAGGUCACCCUGCAGAACAGAGGGAAGAUGGGAUUCACCUACGUGGUGCUCGGCUCCAGCGCAGCUGCUGAGGACAGCCCUCCGCUCGGCGUGCCCCUGGCCGUGCCCAGCACGGGUUACAUUGGACCUGGCAAGGAGCAAGUGCUCAAAGUCUGUUACCUGCCAGGAGUGCCUGGAGUCUUCUGCAGGGCUUUGCAGAUUCAAGUGGGUCACCUGGAACCAGCAAGUGUCACCCUGAGAGGAGAAGGGACCCUUCCCAGGAUCUGCUUGGACCUGCCCAGGAACAUCAGCGGAAAUGCAAAAUAUGAGAAGGUCCUCAAAGAGGCCAAAGAAAAGAUGGCAAAGGACAGCCAGAGAGCUGAAGCAGUUGCUUUGGGGGAGGCUGUGGCCGCGGAGCCACCCAGGGACGAUGCGGACACCGCGUGGGACACGCAGCUGCAGCUGCAGAUGGAGCAGUUGCUGAUAGAGGAACAUGCCCUGGAGCAGCAGAAAGCUCUCAGCUCCGGUCCCCCAGAGGAAGCGGCCUUUGACCAGCAUGCUCGUCAGAGGCUUCUCAAAGUUCAGCUGCCUGAGUACAUCCUGGACUUUGGCUGCGUCGUUCCUGGUACCGUCCGCACGCACCUCGUGAAGAUCACCAACCCCGGGCGGUUGCCUGUGUCCUUCCUCGCCGAUAGACGUGUCUUGUGUGGCACAGGUUUCAGCGUGGAUCUGGACCAUCUGAAGUGCCUGCCCUGCUGCAAGACGAAGACGUUCAGAGUGCGCUUUGACCCACAAAGCGCCAACCUGCCACUGGGAGAGGUGGAUGUGCUCCUGCCCAUCAAGGUAGCAGGUGGCCCCACGUUCCAUGUCCGCCUCCGUGCCGACGUGACUGUGCCGUCCCUCUGCCUCUCCAGGGACAGGCUGGAGUUCUCCGCUGUCCAGUGUGGGCAGUGCCGGGAAGAAACUGUCCAGCUCCACAAUCAGCUCCAGGUCCCCUGUCAAUGGUUCGUCACCGUGCACGAGCCUGUUAAGGUGGACAAAUGCUUGCCAGCGAGCAUGCGUCGGAAGCUGCUGCAGGAGUUGGAAGCCAAGCCCCGUGUCUUUGAGGCACUGCCCUCGGCCGGAACCCUCGCUCCCGGACAGCGAUGCAACAUGCGAGUCAGGUUUUCACCCGUGGAAGAGAAGUCCUACAGAAGGAGGCUGAAGAUUAACAUUUGCCAGAGCAGCCAGCACCUCCAGCUGCAGGUCUCGGGACAAGGUCUGGAGCCGCAGCUGGAGUUCAGCCCCCCAGUGCUUGAGCUGGGACCAGUGCUGCCAUACAGCCAUGGGGCGGAGGGGACAGUGGUGGUGAAGAACCCGUGCGAGUUUCCCAUCGAGUUUUACUCGCUGGAGUUUGACCAGCAGUACCUUGAGGAGGAGCAGGUCCUGCGCAUGCUGAAGGACUACGACAGCCGCAACACCUUGUUGCUGCCUUUGCGUUGCCCGGGUGAGAAGCUGCCCCCAGAGGUGCUGGAGUACUCUCAGGACCAGAAGAAGCUGCAGGAUGAUCAAGCAAAGCCCAAGACUGGGGACCCAGCGGACCAGGACAAGGCAGAGCACCAGCAGAGCACCAGCAGCAGCAAGGAGGCUGCGGGAGAGCUGGCCGACAGCCCUGUCCAUAGGGCCAUCGCCCGCCACCGGGGCAUCGAUAUCCCUGCAGAAGGGCGCACAGGCGGAAACCGCAGAGGGAUCGUCAUCAUCGUCCAUGGGGCACCUCGGACAGGAAAGACAGCGGCAGCGGUCGCUCUGUCCAAAUAUUACGGCGCUGCCUGCUUGUCCAUCGACGCCGUGGUGACAGAAGCCAUCUCUGACGGGAGCAGCGCGGCAGGGCUCCGUGCCCGGGAGCUGUGCGUCAGGGCUGCCGCUGAGCAGAGCCACAAGGAGACAGAGGAUGAGGGUCACAAUGCAGAUGUCUCUCUCAGCGUGCAGUGCCGCGCCAAGGCCGGGCACAGCUCAGCGCUGCGCCAGUCCAGCUCUGGGGAGGACGGCAGCCUGCAGUCCCCGAGUUCCCAAAGGCCGGUGAGCACUGCAGCAAGCAAGAGGAAGGCGGAUGGCCGUGCAUCCCAAUCCCGGGAACAGCAUCGAAGGGAUUCGACAAGCUGCCAGGGCUCCUCCAUUUCUCAUCUCCACCCUCCCCUUCCCUGCGUCCCUGUGCAGCGACGGCUGAGCAUCGGUGGCAGCACAGAGGGAGGGCUGGGCUGUCUGAGCUGCGUGCUGCCCGAGGACUUGCUGGUGGCCAUCCUCUCCGAAAGGCUCCAGCUGAGUGACUGCUACCAGGGCGUGGUGUUCGGUGGCCUGGAAACCCUCUUUGCGCACAACAUGGCAUCUGCUCUCCUCUGCCUGCUCAAAGCUGUCGGAAGUCGGCCUCACAUCUACGUUGUGAACCUGUUCCAGGAUUAUGUGUCCUUUAAAGCCUGGGAGACAUCUGCAAAAGAGCAGGAAGGGCGGGAGCAGGAAGAAGCUGCCCGCAGGGAGAGAGAACGUCUCUGGGAGAUGGACGAGGAUGAGUAUGAAGCCCUCAGUGCGGAGCAGAAAAUUCAGCUUCAUAACAAGAUACGCCAAGUCCAGCGCGAGAGGAGGCAGAGGGAGAUGGAGCAGCUAGCUCGAGAGCUGGAGGAAAAGCGUCGGCAGGAGCUGGAACGCUUGAAGGAGGAAGAGCUGAAGAAUUCUGAGCAGGGGAAGAGAAAGGCUGGAAAAGGCCAAGAGAAUGCUUUGAGGAGGGAAAGCCGGCCUGGUGUCAGGCAGGGCAUGAACAGUCCCACCAGCAACACCAACACAUCUAGCAGCGACAGGUCGGAGGUCGCCAAGGGGGCGGUCAAGACACGAUCUGUAAGGAAGCACCCGGGCUCUGUUGCACGUUGCACAAAGGAAGAUGAGCAAAAGCAGAGCAAGGUCACCCUGAUGGAUGCCCACCUGGCAGCAGCUGCAUGCCCCACAGACCUGGAAGAGGGCGAAACCAAAAAUGAGGCCCAGAGUGACAGCGAGAACUUGGCCCUGAGGUUUAAUAUCUACAAGAUGUCGCAGAAGGAUGUUGCGCAUAUUUUGUCAUCCUGGGACAGGGUUCAGGGUAUCCUGCUGUUCCCCCUGAGCCACGAGGACGCAUGGCACCCAGCAGAAGAGCAGCCCCAGCACGCAUCCAGCCCCAGGAGCCGGAGGGACAGAGAGGAGCAUCAGGAAAGGCUGGAGAAAGAGCAUCUGGCAAAACUGAAGGCUCUUGAGGAUGCCAGAAUACCUCAGCUGGAAGGGGAAGGUGCAAAAGUGUCAGCCAGAGGCCAGGGUGUCGGGGUGCCCUGCUUGGACAUCCAGGUGCUGGGCUCAGAAGAUGUGACUAGGAAGAUCCUGGAGAGCAGCGAGCUGCCAGCGGCAGAGCAGGUCCUGGAUAGCCUUGGACUGGGUCCCUCCGGGCUUCCCAUUCCCCCUACUGCUUUCUACUCCGUGAUCCACUACCCGGCAGAGCGGACGGCCCCUGCAGCAGGAGAAGCCCUCAAGCACUUCGUCUUUGUUGUGCCAGAAGGCGCCACUGCAGAAGAAGACAAGAAUGCUGCCCUAAGUCUCAUGGAUGCCCCCGUUGUGCCCGAAGUGAAGACCCGAGAGGAGCAGGUCGCCCCUGUGAGGAGCCAGUUGAGCAAGGAGAAAGCUGCGGGCAGCUGGGAGGCUGCGAGGGAGAAGCAGAGCUCCGGUCAGGGCAGGAGAUGUCUCCAGAGGCUGAACAGGGAAGCACCCACAUCUUCUCCUGGGGCGCACCAAAGCGGCGAGGACACGGUCCCAUCCCUGCCGAGACAUGUCAGGCUGAGCAGCUGCCGGUGGAUAGUGCCUGCCCGCGGCGAGGUGGAACUGAAGGUCCACUUCAGCUCCACGGUGCUGGGCCAGUUUGAGCAGACGCUGCGUUUCGAGAUCCUGGGGACAAAGCGACUGUACCAGCUGCCCUGCAGGGGCACCUGCCUGUACCCCACCAUCAGCCAAGACCCACGGCUGGUGUUUCCCCACCGAAGGAAGAGCAAGGCAGACGACGACAUUGUCUUCAAGCAGUAUGUCACGGAGACGGGUGUCUUCCACUUUGGACCGCUGCUGUGUGGGAAGUCAAGAGACUGGUACAAGGCGCUGGACUAUCCUAGCAACUGUGAGACGAUAACCAUCCUCAACGUCACCCCCUUGGAAGUAGAGGCGCAUUUCUCCUUUGAGCGCGAUCUCAAGGCGGACACGUUCCUUGUAGAACCUCCUAGCAUGAGGCUGAAACCGAACGAGAAGCAGAAGCUGAGCAUUUGGGCGUACCCCACUUCAGCUGGUCUGGUGGAAGACAAGCUCGUCUGCCGCAUUAAGGAGAACCCAGAGCCGGUGGUCUUCCCCCUGUGCUGCCAGGGGGUGCAGGUGGAGCUGGGGGUCAGCCCCGAGCACGUGCAUUUCAACAGGCUGCUUCUGCACAGGGAGGACAGCAAGACCCUGGUCCUGCGAAACAGCACCCUGCUGCCUGUGGCCUGGCGGCUCUGUGGGCUGGAAAACCUGGGCGAGGACUUCUCCGUGUCACAAUGCGAGGGCAUCGUUGGUCCACGCACGGAGUUUGACGUGCAUCUGUAUUUCAAGCCCACAAAGGCUCUCAACAUUAAGAAGAAGAUCCGACUGGAGGUUUCAGAUGCAGAAAACAUCCUGGGGAUUGUCCAGGCUGAAAAUAUCCGCAUUUCUGCAGAGGGCUAUGAUGUUGCUCCAGUCAUCGACAUUCCUAAAGGUGCAGGUGGCACCGUGGAUUUUGGAGUCCUGAAAGUCCUGGAUGAUGCAAAGCAAGUGCUGACUCUGAGGAACAAGGGGAAGUACGAGAUUGCGUACAGUUUCCAGCUGAAGGCUGCAGGCACCACCAUACCAGACCUGGCAAGCCACUUCACUAUCCAGCCGCAGAAGGGCCUGCUGGCUGCCUCCGGGCGCCCUGUGCAGGUCCAGGUGUUCUUCCACCCCAAGAUGGAAAUGAGUAUCGAGGACAAACCCAUCCUGCACUACCAGGUGAUGGAGCCCAGCAUCUGCGGAGGAGGCGAGACCGUCGCCGUCAUCCCAGUGAGGGUGUCGGCGAAAGCUGUGUUCAGCAAGUACAGCAUUCACCCCGCCUCGCUCAUCAACUUCGGUGCCAUGGUGAAGGGCAGCAGGAAAACCUGCACCUUCAUGCUGGAGAACAAAGGCAGCCUUGACUUUAAAUUCCUCAUCUACCGAGCAGACCAGGACGCAUCCAGAUUGCAAGAGAAAAGUGGAUGUCAAAUGAAAUCUGCCCACUCUGACAAGAGUGAGAACUUACACCAAAGGACUUCCUCAGCCAAGAAAAGCAAGCGCUCGCUGCAGAAGGUUGCCAACCCCUUCAUGCAGGCUUGCAUCACUCUAGGCAUGUUCACGGUGUACCCUGGCUUUGGUUCCAUCCCUCCUGGGGGCCAGCAGAUGAUCACGGUGGAUUGCUCUGCGGAAUCACUGGGGACGUGCGAGGAGCACCUGCGCAUCGAUAUCAGUGACAGAGACCCCCAGGACAAUCCCCUCGGCAUCCCCUAUACCCUGCUGGCUGAGUCCUGCCUCCCAGGUACGCCCCGUCCACAGGUUCCCGCAGCCAGACCUGCUGCUGCCGACUCCCCGCCCAAGGCUGGGUUUUGCAGUGACCUGGGCAAAAAGGUUUUAUCAAGCCUUCCGAGAGGCCAGCAGGGUCCCGAGAAACUCAGCAGGAAUUCAGCAUUCAGCCCUCCCUCUGCUCUGCUCGCAGUAUUUGAUGACAUCGAGUCCAUCUUUGAGGAGCAUCGAAUCUGCAGCAACGUCAACCUCUGCCAGACCCUGCAGACGGUGCGAGACAAGGGUGUGUAUGUCAGAGAUGAGAACAAGUUUAUCUUCACCGAUGUUCGGGUUGGGCACCGGGCCACAGCUCGCUUCAAGAUCCACAAUGUCAACAAAGUCCCCUGCAAUGUGGUCCUUUCCAUCAAACCCGUCGCCGGUGAGUUUCACAGCCCCAUCAGUGAAAUUUUCAAGGUGGAUCCCGUUCGGAUGUGCGUGCCCAGCUGCUCCCACGCCUUUGCUACGGUGACCUUCACUCCACAGAUGAUGCGGAGCUACCAGUGCACUUUUGAGGCUUCCCUCGGUGUCCUGGCGAGCCCUGCAGCAAUUAAAGCGCAAAGCCUGACCUUCCGUGUCAGUGGAGAUGGGACUCUGCCUCGGGUGACAGUCCUGCGCCCGGUACUUCACAGUAAGAGAGGGAACCCUCUGCUGGUCUUUAAGAAGCUGUUGCUGGGUGAUUCACAAAAACUCCCUCUGGUCCUUCGUAAUGGUGGCACCCUACCUGUCCAGUUGACGAUAGACCUGUUGGAUGAAGUGGGAGUUUUCUUCUUGAAAGCCAGGCCCACCACACAGUGCGUCUACCAAGCUGGGGGCGUGAAGGAGGACUCUCCUGCAGGAGAGAGAAAGCCUCACACCGCUCUCCUGGUCCUGCUCCGUGGGGAAUUAGCAGAGUUUGACGUGCUUUUCAAACCCACCCUGGCCCAACGUGUGGAAGGCAGGAUCCACCUGUCAGUGGUGAACAACCCGUAUGAGGAGACCGACAUUCAGCUGGUGGGCGAAGGCUACGAGGAUGACUUCACGCUAGAUAACAUCCACGGACUGGUGGCAGACAGUGAGGAGGAGGAGAAUGCUGAGGGCAAUCUAGAGGAAGACGUAAUUGAGGCAGCUGCCAGAGUGAAUCACAUCCCGUUCGGGGACUGUCACAUCGGGAAACCCUACAGCGUGACCUUCACCAUCACCAACCGCAGCAGGACGGAGGCGAUGCGGUUUGAGUGGCUGGCAGACACCCCAUUUCACUUCUCCCCCAAGGUGGGACACCUCCAUGCUGGCUGUGCUAAGGCCAUCACAGUGACCUUGAAAUCGGAUGUCGCGGUCACCUUCAAAAUGCACCCUGUGAAGUGCAAGGUGGCUAGGAUCACCUUCCCACUGCCGCCGGAGCAGAUUAAAGACUGGGAUGACUGCCUGCGCACCAUCAAGUGGGUGGAUACCACCAUGAGGGGCCCAGGAGCCACGUGGCCUGUGAAGAAGAAGGUGAUCGAGACAGACCCAGAACCAGCUCACACUGUCCUGGAGGAGAGCAGCCAUGAGGUGGAGCUUUGCCUCAGUGCUGUUGUCGACUACGCUGAGCUCAAGCUGGAUACGGACACGAUUCAAGGAAGUUCAAGGAGACCUUGCUCUUCCAGAUGAGGACAUUCACGUGAGAGCCAGAGGCCAGGCAGGGACCCGUGCGUGGGAGCUGCCUUUGCCCAGGGCUGACCCGGUGCCUGCUUCGCCGGAGCCGUGCCGUGCUCUCUGGUGGACUCUGCUUCUCCUUCUACUCGUGGUCCGGUGAAAAUAAAGGCAAUAAAGUGCCAAUAAAGGCAAAAAAAUAAACACUGA